Messenger RNA from Toxoplasma gondii ME49, 655 nucleotides. RefSeq lists its product as hypothetical. Lineage: Eukaryota; Apicomplexa; Conoidasida; Eucoccidiorida; Sarcocystidae. Bases 1 to 534 code for a protein of 177 amino acids. The transcript has a single exon. The record is from RefSeq and is a predicted model, not a curated record.
AUGCGCCUAUUCACGGCAAAACGCAUGCAGUUUCUCUUCGCCGCUUCACUACGAUCCGCGGCAGCCGCAAAGAAGAAACGCCCCCUUUCACUUGUCGGUACGGCCUCCGCGAACGGUGAAAAGAAAUUCACGCGCCUUUCUGCGGGUGAAACUGGAGUUGUUCAGUUCGUUUGGUCUCUCUGGAUCAUCUGCGGCCCCCACCCCGAUGAGGAGAGUUUUACGAAGGCUGGUUGUGACGCCCUGCGCUCACUGACUCCGUUGCCUUACUUUUCCGUCGGCAGAGUCGUCUUUUCACGGGAAGAGUUGCUUUCCUGUCCAAGGAGAGCCUCAUUUCAUCGAGUGUAUGUACACACGUGGCCGGUGGGUUUCGUGUCUGCGGCACUGGCUGUGUCAAGUGACGCAACUCACUUUUCCUCACUUUGUGAAGAGGCUCUUCAGAUUCUUUCCGCGACACAUUUACGCUAUUUUUACGGAGUCGAUCCCUCUUGGUUUCGGGGCCCGAUUCGCUGUUGUGAAGAGGAGUUUUCUUCGUGACGGCCGCCAAGAAAAUUUCGCCUCGUCCUGGCGCUCUGUUCUUGUGCGAAAGCACAUGCAACGAUUUUUCCGCUCACGCGUCUCGACCUGCUUGACCGAUUGCCGGAGGCCAAAGGUUUCA